Messenger RNA from Physcomitrium patens, 715 nucleotides. Its product is annotated as large ribosomal subunit protein uL14x/uL14z/uL14y-like. Gene Ontology annotation, cellular component: cytosolic large ribosomal subunit; ribosome. Lineage: Eukaryota; Viridiplantae; Streptophyta; Bryopsida; Funariales; Funariaceae. Gene Ontology annotation, molecular function: structural constituent of ribosome; large ribosomal subunit rRNA binding. Gene Ontology annotation, biological process: translation. The record is from RefSeq and is a predicted model, not a curated record.
GAUGGAUGGGGAUUCCGUUGGUGUUCCGCUGCGCUUCAUUCAUCCACAACUUUAGGUCUGAAGGUUAGGGUUUCUGAUGGACCCCCAGACGGGGGGGUUAUGAGCGAGACGACGCUCUUUCCAGGCCCCUCUUCGGUUGUCGUUGUCCUCUCAUCUGCGGGUUCCGCUGCCAACAACCAUGUCGAAACGCGGGAGGGGAGGUGCCUCCGGGAACAAGUUCCGGAUGUCCCUGGGUCUUCCGGUGGGCGCGGUGGUGAAUUGCGCAGACAACACGGGUGCGAAGAAUCUGUACGUGAUUUCGGUGAAGGGAGUGAAGGGGCGGCUGAACAGGCUGCCAGCUGCAGCAGUAGGAGACAUGGUGAUGGCCACGGUGAAGAAGGGAAAGCCGGAUCUGCGUAAGAAGGUGAUGCCUGCUGUGAUCGUGCGUCAGCGCAAGCCAUGGAGGCGCAAAGACGGAGUGUUCAUGUACUUCGAAGACAAUGCUGGCGUGAUCGUGAAUCCGAAGGGAGAAAUGAAGGGUUCUGCCAUCACUGGACCGAUCGGGAAGGAGUGCGCAGACUUGUGGCCGAGGAUUGCGAGCGCUGCCAACGCGAUUGUUUGAGAGGGUAGUUUGGGAGUAGGCAGUGGUGCGACGUGUGUGGCGAGCAAUAGAAGGCCUUUGUAUGGCGGCAAUUUUGUGAAAUACGAUGGACAAACGUUCAUGUUUCUUGGUGAA